GUUCUCCCCCAGCUCCUCUCGGCUAUAAAUAGCGCCUCGCUGCUGAAUCGCCUUUCACCUGCAAGUUGCUGGCAGUUUAAGUUAAAUAAUGAAUAAACUUUUAAAAAUAAAGCCGGCUGCUUAAGCUGGAACCCGCGAACGUGCAGUCAUUCUUGACCCUGUUAACACGGGCAGCACGAAGAGCAAACCCCAAUCCACGCAACGAUCACGCUUCGUUCAUCCAACCCUCCAGCGCCGAGAAGCAACAAAUACCUUCCGGUUUAUGGAACAUAUUUUUGAGUUAACUCACCGCUGGGAGCACUGAAUUCAAACCGAUCCCAUAAAAGUGGCAGGGACUUCUGAUUUUUCUUUCUUUCUUUUUUUCCUGCCGGAGCUAUUUUACGCGCGAAGAGGUAGCGUUUGGAGGCAACCGGCGAGUCGCCCGCAAGUGCCCCUCGAGGAGAAAAAAAAAAGUAGAAAGCCACGGUAGGGAAGAGUCGCGCGCAACACAGCCAGAGAAGAGAAGCGAGAGAGAGCGAGCGGUCGACCGUUGCGAACCGAGCAGAGAGAGAGAGAACAGACGUGGGGGUGCCGUGGGUGGGUGAGGAGGGGUGGCGAUAGUGAACUCGCAUGGGGCUCGUGAAGCCAUCAAACGCGGCCGGCGCUGGUCGGGCCCCGCCGGCGGCGCGCUGCCUGCCCCGGCUGCUGCUGCUGCUGCUGCCGCUCUGGGCUGCCUGCGCCGUGCUCGUCACCGCCUCGCCGCCGCCGCCUCCUCCUCCUCCUCCGCCGCCCUUCUCGCGCUUCCAGGGACACCGGCGCCCGUGCUACACGUGCCUCAAGGGCUACGCGCAGCACCGCGACCGCAACGGAGAGCUCGUCGAUCUGGACGAGUGCUCGGCGUACAACGGGGGCUGCCAGCACACCUGUAUCAACACUCCGGGCAGCUACCACUGCGAGUGCCACGCAGGGACUCGGCUGCACGCGGAUGGCAAGACAUGCGUCACGACGAACCUGUGCACCGUAAACAACGGGGGCUGCGAGCACGAGUGCGCCCAGCUCCCGUCGGGAUGGUACCAGUGCCGCUGCCCGCACGGCUAUCGGCUCAAGGACGAUGGCAAACGCUGCGAAGCGAUCGACCCGUGCACCAACAAGACCGGUGGCUGCUCACAGAAGUGCCACAACGAAGGCGGUUCGGUGCGGUGCGACUGCCGCGCGGGAUUCCAGCUGAACGCCGACGGGAGGACAUGCGACGAUCUGAACGAGUGCGCGCUGGGUUUGGCUCACUGCUCGCACGUUUGUCACAACACCCGCGGAUCCUUCGCCUGCUCCUGCUACCCCGGCUAUUCUCUGGGGCCCAGCAAGAAGCACUGCUAUCGCAUCGAGCUGGAGAUCAUCAGCGGCUGCGAGAGAAACAAUGGGGGCUGCUUCCAGCGGUGCGAGAACGCCCGCGGAGGCCCCCGGUGCCACUGCCUGCAGGGAUACGUCCUGGAGAGCGACGGCAAGACGUGCACAGAUGUGGACGAGUGCGUCGCCGACAGCUGCUGUAGCCAUUACUGCACAAACAAUCCCGGAGGGUACGAGUGUGGCUGCCGCGCAGGCUACAGGCUCGGCAUCGACGGCUGCGCGUGCGACGACGUGGACGAGUGCUUGGCUGAGAACGGCGGCUGUGAGCAGGAGUGCGUCAACAAGGCCGGAUCUCACGAGUGCGCCUGCCAGGGCGGCUUCAAGCUGACGGACGACCGCAAGCACUGCGUCCCCCUGGACAAUUCAUUUGGGCUCAGGCCAGAGGGGCAGCCUCCCGUGAAGAAGGGCCUGAUCUUCCGCCCUCCUCCUCCUCCACCUCAUCGUGCCGAGGCCUCGCGUGCCAACUUGUCGCUGCUGCUGCUGUUGGAGGGGGAGCUGUCGGACGAGGAGCACCACGCUGGGCAGGACUGGGACGACUGGGACGGAGAUGGAGCCGACGGCGGCGACGCGCCAGCAGCGGCGGCGGACGAGAGGGCUGAGCACACGGCUCUUCACAAAACACUCUGCCUGGGCGGCUCGUUCGGCGCCGACUGCUCGCUGUCGUGCGCCGACUGCACCAACGGCGCCGCGUGCACGGACGGGGCCCAAGGGUGCGACUGCCCGGCGGGGUGGACCGGGCUCCUCUGCAACGAGACAUGUCCCCAAGGCUUCUACGGGAAGAGCUGCAACAGCCCGUGCGAGUGUCGGAACGGAGGAGUGUGCGACGCCAUCACCGGAAGAUGCCACUGUCCACCCGGGGUGAUGGGGGAUCGCUGCGAGGACGGCUGCCCCAAGGGAUUCUAUGGAAGGACUUGCAACCGCAGGUGCAACUGUGGCAACAACGGGCGCUGCCACCGCACGUACGGCGCGUGUCUGUGCGACCCGGGGCUGUACGGCCGCUUCUGCCACCUGGUCUGCCCCCGCUGGGCGUUCGGGCCGGGCUGCUCGGAGGAGUGCCAAUGCGUGCGCGAAAACAGCCUCUACUGUGACGCCAAGCUCGGCAGCUGUACCUGCCUACCGGGACACCACGGCAAGGCGUGCCAGCACGGGUGCGAGCCGGGCUACUUCGGCGCUGGCUGCAGGCAGAAGUGCAACUGCCCUGCGGGCGUGCCCUGCGACUCGGCGAGCGGCGCUUGCAGGCGCCAGUGCCCCGCGGGCUUCCACGGCGCCAGCUGCCAGGAGGAGUGCGAUGUGGGCCAAUACGGAGCGAACUGCCGCUGGGAGUGCGACUGCGGCGGGGCGCCCUGCGAUAGCCGCACGGGACUCUGCAGCUGCCCUGCCGGACGCACGGGAACGUCGUGCGAGAAGGAUUGUGUGGAUGGCCUCUGGGGAGUUGGCUGCAAGGGCAUCUGCCCCGGGUGUCAAAACAACGGCGCGUGCAACAAAACAACGGGGAGGUGCGCCUGUCUGCCCGGGUUCUCGGGGGCCUCCUGCCAGACCCCGUGCGCUCACGGCUUCCACGGGGCGGGAUGCCUGCAGCGCUGCUCCUGCCAGAACGGCGCGGCGUGCGAGCCCUCGACGGGACGCUGCGUCUGCGCCGCCGGCUGGACUGGACAAGACUGUAGCACGCUGUGCGAGUCUGGCCGCUGGGGGCUCGCGUGCAAGAACCCGUGCCACUGCAGCAACGGCACGGGGAGUUGCGAUCCCAUCACGGGGCUGUGCACCUGCGAGCCCGGCUACACGGGGACACACUGCGAUCAGCGGUGCCCAGCCGGGAUGUAUGGCGAAGGCUGCCAGUCCAAGUGCCGGUGCCAGAACGGCGCCGGCUGCGACCACGUCAGCGGCGCCUGCACCUGCGCUGCGGGCUUCAUGGGGACUCACUGUGCCCGCACUUGCCCCGAUGGAUUUCACGGCAUGGACUGCAACCAAUCCUGCCUGUGCCACAAUGGAGCGCGCUGCGAUCACGUGACAGGCCUAUGCCAUUGCCCUGCGGGUUGGAUCGGUCCCAGCUGCAACCAGAGAUGCCCCGAGGGCCGGCACGGCAAGGGCUGUGGCCUCGCGUGCCGCUGCCUCAAUGGCGCUGCCUGUGACGUCACAACGGGGCGGUGCGCCUGCACCCCGGGCUGGGCCGGGGUGCACUGCCAGGAAGUUUGUCCCGCCGGGCGGUUUGGGCCUGGCUGCGUGCACAAGUGCUCGUGCCAGAACUCCGGGCGCUGCGAUCCUGUCACGGGCGCCUGCUCGUGCCCCCGCGGAUGGACCGGCCUCUCCUGUGAAACGGAGUGCGAGGAGGGGAGGUUCGGCGAGGGCUGCCGGCGGCCGUGCAAGUGCGCCAACCGGGGCUCGUGCGACCGGCUCUCGGGGCAGUGCGUCUGCCCGGCGGGUUGGACGGGGCCCACGUGCGAGGAGACGUGCCCCGCGGGACAGCACGGCCUCCGCUGUGGGAGCCGCUGUGACUGCGAGAACGGCGCUUCGUGCCACGCCGAAACCGGAGCCUGCCGCUGCCACCCGGGCUGGCGCGGCAAGCGCUGCGACAAGCCCUGUCUGCCGGGCCAGUUUGGAGCGGAGUGUGCGCAGCGGUGCACCUGCAGGCAAGGAGCUCCCUGCAACCACCUGACGGGGGAGUGCGGCUGUCCCCCGGGCUUCACCGGCAACGGCUGUGAGCUGACCUGCCUGCCUGGCACCUUUGGGCCGGACUGCAAGUGGGUUUGCCAGUGCCAGGCGCCCACACAGCAGUGUCACCCGGUCACGGGGCAGUGCCACUGUCUGCCCGGCCACCAUGGACAGCGCUGCCACCUCGCCUGCCCCGCUGGCCGCUACGGCUCGGGCUGCAGGCAAACGUGCAAGUGCGCCAACGGGGGAAGCUGUGACACCACGUCGGGCUUUUGCGAUUGCCAGCCGGGGUUCACCGGAGCCAACUGCAGCUUGCCUUGCCCGGCCGGCCGCUACGGCAAGGACUGCGCGCUGGCGUGCGCGUGCGGAGGGGGCGGACAGUGCGACCGCGUCACGGGGAGCUGCAGCUGCCCGCCCGGGCUGGCGGGGCCCAACUGCGGUGAAGACUGCCCCGGCGGACGGUUCGGCGCGAGGUGCGGCGGCCGGUGCCAGUGCAAGAACUCGGGCUUCUGCGACGCGCGCAACGGCACCUGCGCGUGCGGCCUGGGCUGGACGGGCGUGCACUGCGAGAGAGAGUGUCCGGCGGGCAAGUAUGGGGUCGGCUGCCGGCAGGACUGCCUCUGUGAGCACAACGGCACGUGCGACUCUGUGUCGGGGGCUUGUCGCUGCACGGACGGAUACUACGGCCCGCGUUGCGAGCACGCCUGCCCGCCAGGAUUCUACGGGCUGAACUGCCAGCGCGCGUGCCACUGCAGAAAUGGGGCAAACUGUGAUCCCGCUUCGGGGCAUUGCCUCUGCCCUCCCGGCUUUCAUGGAGAGCGCUGCCAGAAAGGCUGUGAUGCAGGGAGGUUCGGGGCCGGGUGCCGUGCCCGCUGCAACUGCCAGGGCGGCGUUCCCUGCCACCCCACCACGGGGGAGUGCCUGUGUCCCCCGGGCAAGACUGGAGCGCAGUGCGACGCUAGCUGCCCGGCAGGAAGCUACGGCGUGGGCUGCUCCCUGGACUGCGCCUGCGGCAAUCGGGGCCGAUGCAGCCCCGUCAACGGGAAGUGCACCUGCCUCUUCGGUUGGGUGGGCCCCACGUGCCGCGAAGAAGGACCUCCUCAACUCCCCUCCCAGGCGUCGGCCGCGCUGCCUCCCCGGAGCUAGCCGCCAGGCGCGGGCAAGUGCGGCCGUAAUCGGAGGAACACGGGUGUCCGACGGAGGGGGGAGGGUGUCUUCGUCGAAUGCGUGGCUCUUGGCCGACGGUGCAGACCGCGCGUCCCGCACACACCUGCCUAAAGUGCCGCCUCCUCACGAAGAUCGGGCGAACCCACGUACAUCCGCAAUCCUCUCGCUAAAGGCCGAUUUUGCCCAAGAACGUGGAUUCAAUCUCCCUACCACCCCAUAGUACUGUGGGAAAUCGUUGAUGAUUUCUUUUUUUAACCCAGGAAAGCCCCCACUGAGUCUCAAGACGUUUUUAAUCAGGAGGGUCCUUAUAUGUCUCGCUGUAAGGGGGGGGGGGGGG
Messenger RNA from Petromyzon marinus (sea lamprey), 5536 nucleotides. RefSeq lists its product as uncharacterized. Gene Ontology annotation, molecular function: scavenger receptor activity; calcium ion binding. NCBI's taxonomy places the organism in Eukaryota, Metazoa, Chordata, Hyperoartia, Petromyzontiformes, Petromyzontidae. The record is from RefSeq and is a predicted model, not a curated record.